Messenger RNA from Drosophila sulfurigaster albostrigata, 1310 nucleotides. It is a transcript of the gene Uros1, whose product is annotated as uroporphyrinogen-III synthase. Gene Ontology annotation, biological process: uroporphyrinogen III biosynthetic process. Lineage: Eukaryota; Metazoa; Arthropoda; Insecta; Diptera; Drosophilidae. The record is from RefSeq and is a predicted model, not a curated record. The transcript has a single exon. Gene Ontology annotation, molecular function: uroporphyrinogen-III synthase activity. Bases 255 to 1085 code for a protein of 276 amino acids.
UGUUUUGCAGCUGCUGCAAACAUAGCAACAAAAUCAAAUCAAGAGUUCAUUCUCUUUUUAUUUUUGCUUGGUUUUUUUAGUUUUUUGGUUUAAAGCCAAAUGACACUUUUUGCAGACGCAGCAAACGGCAGUGCAACAACUCGUUUAUUCUAUUAAGAAUCAGCGGAGCAAAGCUAAAUAUCAAUCGGGCGGCAUAACAACAACAGCAACAACAAUUCGAUAACAAGAACAACAGCAACAAUAGAGAAAUAACAAUGAGCAGUCGACGACGUACAGUGAUUAUAUUCAAAUCGGAAUCGGAGAGCACAGAUGUGUAUGCGGAGACCUUGCUGGGGCACAACUUUCAGCCAGUGUUUGUGCCCACCCUGAGUUUCGGUUUCAAGCAACUCGAUCAGUUGCGGGCCAAGCUGAUGACACCCGAUAAAUAUGCGGGCAUCAUAUUCACGAGUCCGCGCUGCGUCGAAGCUGUGGCGGAGGCACUGCAGCUGAGGGAGCUGCCCGCUGGUUGGACACUGUUGCAUAACUAUGCCGUUGGCGAGGUUACGCACAAUCUGGCCUUGAGCACACUGCAACAGCUCUUCACCCAUGGCAAGCAGACGGGAAACGCUCGCAAUCUGGGUGACUUCAUUGUGGACACAUUCGAUGGCUCACGGAAUCUGCCGCUGUUGUUGCCCUGCGGCAAUUUGGCCACCGACACCUUGCUCUCCAAGCUGGUGGAGAAUGGCUUCUGUGUGGAUGCCUGUGAGGUGUACGAGACGAAGUGCAGCCCCCAAUUGGGAGAAUGCAUUGAGCGUGCUUUGCAGGAUGUGGAGAGCAUUGAGUUUCUGGCUUUCUUCUCGCCGUCGGGUGUCAAUUGUGCCCAUGAAUGGUUUAAGGCGCACAAUGUCUCGCUGGAGCAGUGGAAACUCGUGGCCAUUGGGCCGAGUACACGACGUGCUCUGGAAUCGCUGGGAUUGAAGGUUUUCUGCACCGCGGAGCGACCAACGGUGGAGCAUCUGGUGAAAGUGCUGCUUAAUCCGCAGGAGAGUCGCGAGCGCUUGGUGCGGGAACGGGAACGGGAACGCAUUGCCGCCCUGGACAAUUAAUGAUAGUAAUGAUAGUCUAGUUUGGACAUAUAUGGUUUUGUUUUUUUUUAUUUUAAUUGAUACCCUCUAUCUCUCUCUAUUUGAUGUGACCUCCAAUGAGUACAAAAUUAGUGAGCCCAGCACAUGAAAUGUGUUGGGCAUUUGUAAGUUUAUUUUUGUGGCCUCAGAUACUCAAGCACCUCGAUUGAAGCGAAAAUAAACUUGUAUUUUUCUGUUCUAAAUUUA